AUCAGUUAAUUUUAUAGGUUAUGCGUGGACAGAUGGCUUAUGUAUUUAUGCCACCUGUUGAUUCAAUAAGAUCGCGAAUAACAGUAUAUUGUGCAUUAUGUUGUAUUAAUAGUAGUUUGAUCAAUUUUUCUUGUUUCCCUUAUGAAACUAAUAGUAACAAAUAUCAGAUUGAGCAUCGAUUGCGGCUUUAUAAACUAUUAUCUCAUGGUCUAAAAUGUAAAUGUUUGAGAAUAUAUUAUGACCUGGUAAUAUAUUAAUGCUGGACGUUAUAAAAGCUAAUUGAGAGAAAAAGUAUUGGUACACAAUAACUGCGUAUAUAUGCAACAUAAUAUAUUCAAUAUAUAAAUUAACUCUGUGCAGUGUUUUGCAAAUUUAUUUUGAGAAGAAUUAAUGUUACAAAUAACAUGGAAAAUGAUUAAAAGUCAAAAAAACUCAAGGCAUAGAAAAUGCAUAAAAAAGUUUUUAAUUAAUGAAAUAAGUGAGUUUAACUAAGGUCAAGUACUAUGACUAAGUACAGGAACAUGGAAUAGUUUCUAUAUAGUGGUUAAUUGCUGCCUUAACACAUUUAUUUAGCUGAAUAAUCAUGCCUUUAUUUAAUUUUAUAUGGUAACAGAAUGUGUCUCCGUUUUUUAAAAAAAAGAUCAGUAUUUUUUAUGGGUUUUGGAAUUGGCUUUGUUCUUCCACUGUUAUUUUAUUUAUUAAGAAGAAUUUUUGUGACUCAACUGACAUCUGAUCAAGAACUAUGGCAGCCUGAGUAUUAUUUAGAUAAAGAGCCACACUAUGAAAAAAUUAUUUUACAAUUUUGGAAAAAAGAGAAGAGAACAUCAUUUGGCUAUUCUAACAAUGUUAUAUACAAUACUUGGUUGGCACAACAAAAUUUAAGAUCAUAUAAAAUUGAUCUGGAUAAGUAUCUGUAUGGUGCACAAGAAAAAGAUAAUGCAAAGGAAAUUGUAAGCAUGGAAUGGAAUUGGUUGUCAAAAAAAGUUUCUGUUACAUGUGUGGUUUUUAUAGAAAAACUCAAGUUAGGAAAAUCAAUUCAAGCCACAUGGGGCAAACGCUGUAACAAUAUAUACUUUUUUGGACACCGUUUGAAGAAUGCAGAACUGCCUGUUAUAAAUAUAAGUACAAAGAUUACAUCUUCGUGGCAACUGCUGUGUGAAGCUAUGAAUUAUAUUUGGAGUGAUGAAGCAGUGGAUAAAUUGAAAUGGAUUAUUUUUGUGAAGGAUGAUACUAUGGUCAUACCAGAGAAUUUGCGUUAUAUAGUUGCUCCAUUAGACCACAGAAAUAACUAUUAUUUGGGUCAUUCUGUAAUUAUGUGGGGCCAACCUUACAAUGUUGCACAAUCUGGAUAUGUUCUUAGUAGAGGAGCAUUGGGUAAGGUAGUAAAAAUGUUCAAUACUUCAGAAAAAUGUGCUGCAGGUGGAAAGUAUUGGAAAAAAGAAGAUUAUUAUCUUGGAAAACAUUUGUUGUCUUUGGGUAUACAACCAUCUGAUACCAGAGAUCAGUAUUUAAGAGGUACUUUUCAUGGUUAUUCCUUACAAACUCUCCUAUGGGGUGUAAACAAACCAGACAGCUACUGGACACGUGCUAUGUAUCCAACGAAAGGGGCAUGUUGCUCGCCUGUAUCUGUAACUUUCAGUACCAGUGAACCUGAUAAAAUGCACAUGCUGAAUUAUUUAUUGUACAAUUUGCGUGUGUUUAUGGGCGAAGGCAGAUUUGGUAAUAUACCUGCUAAAGCUCCAGUACCUGAAAAUGAUGUGUGGAAAAUUGCAUUGAAAGAAGAAUUUAACAUCACAUACUUGAACAAUAUUACGAGUGACGCUUAUUAUGAAAUAUGGCAUUCGAAAUAUUCCGAGCCGGGGCAGAUAAACAUUGCUAAAGAUUAUCGAAUCACGUUAGAUUGUUUAUUGGCGAACUACAAAAAGAAAAACAAAUCUAUGGACGAUAAAUCUGACGAAAAAUGUUAUUGACAAGACACAAACUUAAGUAGACUAUUAAGACGGAGAAGUUAAUAGUUUAUAUCAAAUUAUAUCAGAGAAUAUACCAAAAGUCAAUACAAUAUCUUUGGCUUCUUCGUAACAUAAUUAUUUAUGCAAUAAAAUCGAAUUUAUAAGAAAAUGUUGACAGAUAAGAAUAUUAAUAAAAGUAAUAUUUCGAUUUGUGUAAUCCGUUUUGCCUGUUAGAAAAUUUAUUCGAUCGCGCCUUGUUCUUGACGUUUGUAUCAUUAAUGGGAAAUGGUUGAUAACUGCUUCCUUCAUUAUUUCGGACUCGCAUUAUCAAACCAAUUAGAAGCUAAUUAACGUCUAUAGCGAUAACGAUAAUUUAAUCUCGUUCUCGAAACGUUUUCGCAGAAAUGCAUGUCUAUCGUUAUUCAUACAGUGUUACUUAAUUAUCAAUAUAAAAACCGUUAUAAAAAUGAGAGUAAUGAAAAAACAUAAGUUGCUUGCAAAAACACAUGCAUUAUAUAAAUAAUUCAUAUGUAAAAUUUAAACAUUGUAUGAAAAUAUAAUCUUUAAUUUGUUGACCUAUA
Molecule: messenger RNA, 2530 nt
Organism: Odontomachus brunneus
Lineage: Eukaryota; Metazoa; Arthropoda; Insecta; Hymenoptera; Formicidae
Product: tumor protein p63-regulated gene 1-like protein
Exons: 4
Coding region: 615-1970 (451 amino acids)
Cellular component (GO): cytoplasm; membrane
Molecular function (GO): N-acetylgalactosaminide beta-1,3-galactosyltransferase activity
Source: RefSeq, a predicted model, not a curated record